UCAGAUUAAAAUGAUUUCUUAAGAUCUUUUAUAUCAGGGGUGUCAAAGUCAGUUUGCGAGGCACAUUCACCCCAAUUUGAUCUCAAGUGGGCCGGACCACAAUAUUUGUUGCUUAAAAAUCCAUAAGUAACAUCUCUUGAAAAAUGUCCUCAUUCUUUUGGUGCAAAUACUACUUUUGGAAAAUAUUCACAUUUAUUCAUUCUACUCGCCACGCGCCUCUUUCAUCCUCGUGGGUGUCUCGAGUCCUCCCCAGGCUGACACGAACGCUGCACUGCUGACGCUCGCUGAACAAGUAAACAUACCCAGUUCCGGUCAUUAUUCUCGGGGACUUUGACAGAGCUAAACUCAAAUACAAGCAAGCACAUCGACUGACCGUCCUCCCAGGGAAAACAACCUCCUAUAUCACUGCUACACCACGCUGAAUGACGCAUACAGCGCUAUCCCGUGCAGCUCUGGGCUCGUCUUGAUCACUGCUUAAUUCACCUAAUACCAGCAUACAGGAAAAACUUAAAUGUACGAAGCGAAAACAGUCAAGAAGUGGACCAAUGAAGCGCAUAUAGAAGCUGUUUAGACUGCACACACUGGAGUGUCUUUGAAACUUCAACUGGCAGCCUGGAUGAAUAUACGGACAGUGUCAGUUUCUGUGAAGAUGUUUGUAUACCAACAAUGACAUUUUGCAUGUUCAAUAACAACGAGGCGUGGUUCACUGUCAAACGUAAGCAACGUGGCGACGGUAAAGAGGACGCCUACGGGACUGGGGACAGAGCCCUGUAGAAUCCCGCUAGAAAUCAGAUGACGAAAGAAGUUAACGUCGCAAAGAGAAAUUAUGCAGCAAACCAACAACUCAGUCUGGCGAGGAUUCAAAUCGCGAACCAACUACAAGCGACCAUCCCCCCAAGCAAAGAAAGACUAGCUGACGACUUGGAACACCUACUGCAGAUUUUUUUCAACAACUUCAUUUUCAUGUUUUCUUGUUACAAAAAGAGUAUGAACAGUUGUCUAUAGAGGCAGAUCUUAUUCAAAUACCCACCUCCACCCGAGGCUCAGCCCCGAAGAAAUCAAAUGCAUAAUAAAAGGAAUGGCCAAUAUAAUAUAUUGACACAUAAAGCACACAAAAAAGUCAUCCAUCCCAAUUUUACACGUUCAAGUAUUGAAGAUAAGAGCAAUAUGUCAUUGUUCGUCAUCUGAAAACUAUAUAGUUAUGGAAAGCUAGGUUAAGUCAUCAUUGAAAAGGCAAUCUUUGAACAAGUUCCGUGAAGGGGCCCCAGGUCUGCAUACAUUUCCUGUUGUUGUUAUUUUCGCUCAGCUUGUAGAGCAUCUUUUUUUCUAGAGGCAAGAAGGAAAGCUCCCCUUUCAACCAUUGCAAAAAAGAUGCGACUUUGUUUGACUUCCAAUUAAUUGCCUGCAAAUUCGUCAGGUCGCUAUCGGGAGGAGCCACGGCACAAAUGGCUGUGUGGGGAUGCGGUACCAAGUCUUGCUUGCAAAUGGGACUAAAUACUUGAGAUAUCCGUUCCCAAAAUGUAUUAAGCAAGGUCUGCAGGCCCAAUAUAUAUGGCCUACCAAGGCUGGACUGUGGCCAUACUUAAAACAGUCGGUAUUCAAAAUCUUAGCAAGCAUCUACCUUGAACAAUGCAAACGAUUUGAAUUGUAUCAACCCGCGGCGUAUGCCCAGUGAGGAGGUAUGUAUACGGGGUCACGCUUCAAUGCCACAUCUCGCCCAGCAGCGCUUCACCCAAGUCUUUCUCCCAAGUGACUUUUGUCUUCUCCCAAGAUACGUGCUGUAUUUCCCGUAUCAAAGCAUAGACCGCUGAGACCCGUUUUUUUUCCCGAAAGGGUGCAAUUCCCGUCAACUGUCCAAUUGGCGGUGAGUAUGGAAAUGAGGGAAACAACUUUCUUGUCUCACUACAUACUUGAAAAUACCUUAAAAAGUUUGAUUGAGGAAUAUCGUGGUCUCCCAUCAGUAUUGCAAACGUGUAGAAUAUGCCAUUAUUGAAUAGGUUACUCAGGAAAACCAGAUCGUUCCAGUGCCAUCGUUCAAAUGUUUUGUCUAACAUGGAUGGUGGGAACAGGGGGUGUUUAAUUAAUGGGGAAAAAAGACUGGGCGGUUUAGUUUAAAAUGUUUUGUGAACUGUAGUGAGAUUUUAAGAGCUUUGAACGACCGGACUUAUUAUAUGUAUAUUACGAUUACAUGGUACUUAAGAAGUUAAUAUUGGUAACAGCCUGCACCUCGAACAUUCUUAUGAGUGUGUAUCCAGUGUCAACCUUUUGUGAUAUUUGCAGCCCAGUAAUAAAAUGGAAAGUAUGGUUGACCCAGGCCUCCAGCACCCUUGGGACCUCCAAAUAGGAUUGCUUUCGUCUGGGGUUUCAAUUGUUCCAAACAAAUGAUGAAAUAUGGCUGUCUCGCAAUUGAAAUUCUUUUUUGGGUGUAAAUAUUGGGAUAAUCUGGACAAGGUAAAGAAACCUAGGUAGAACAGUCAUCUUUAUAACAUUGAUGCGGCCUCUGCCAAUGAGAUUGAUCGGGCUGACCAUUUUUUUUUAAAUCUUCGGUCGUGCGUUUUAUUAGGUCUCUAACUCAUUUAUUGCCAUGGACGUAUGAAUACGUUUUCAUAAACCCAUUCGUUUAGUGCCACGGACGUAUUAAUGCGGUUUAAUUAAAAAAAAUUUUUUUUUAUCGUAUUGUAAUAGAGGGGGCGGCACGGUGACCGGUCGGCCUCACAGUUCUGAUGACCCGGGUUCAAUCCCCGGCCCCGCCUUUGUGGAGUUUGCAUGUUCUCCCCGUGCCUGCGUGGGUUUUCUCCGGGCACUCCGAUUUCCUCCCACAUCCCAAAAACAUGCAUUAAUUGGAGACUCUAAAUUGCCCGUAGGUGUGAACGUGAGCGCGAAUGGUUGUUUGUUUGUAUGUGCCCUGCGAUUGGCUGGCAACCGGUUCAGGGUGUACCCUCCUGCCCUGGGAUAGGCUCCAGCACGCCCGCGACCCUAGUGAGGAGAAGCGGCUCAGAAAAUGGAUAGAUGGAAGGAUGGAUGUAAUAGAGGGUUUGGCAAUAAGUACAAUACAAUACAAUAAGUAUCUAAGGCUUGGGAAGGAUCUUAGUGUGUUAAUUUGACACCAGAGGGCAGCAGUCACUUUGAUCAGAAUUUUGUCUGCACGUCAGGUGAAGACUAUAUCCCUCUGACUAUAUCCGGUGAGGACCCAUGUGGCACGGUGGAGCGGUGCAGGGGCGUGGUUGCGUGCGAGAGAGAGAGAGAGAGAGAGAGAGAGAGAGAGAGAGAGAGAGAGAGAGAAAAAGAAAGAAAUCGUGGAUAAAUACAGACGGUUUACUCUCAAACAGAAUUUUGCUAACACCAAAAAGGAUUAUGUACCAUCAUCAGUCUUUUCCCCAAAAAGAAAGAGAUUGCGCCACCGCCGGUCGCCUCGAGCAUUCGAAGGCCCGCGGUGAGAUUGCGACCCUAUCCCAGUCCACUUCCCCCGAAACGUGGACGGCCAACGGACGUCCGGACUCUGAUUACAAUGAGCCUGAUCCGCGUUAUUUUCUGGGAGUAGCGGGGCGCCCUCCAUGAGCCCGCAGAAAGUCAGCGAGGAGGAGGUGCAUCAAGCAGCGGCGCUGGGGCUGUUCAUGGCUGGUCGUCUGCUGACUUCGAACCCCCAAAAGUCACACACGCACCCAAAUGUGCACACACACGUGCGCACGCUCACACAGCUGUACAUACUUGAAAGUUCAUGCAUCCAUUUGAAAAGAGAAGUCUUCUCCAAAUCCUUCACAGCUGAAAGAAUCAAUGGAUCUAUAUGAAGAGAUUGUAACAGAAGAACAACAGGGGAGAGAAUCAUCUUACACCGAGUUGAAGUCCCGAUUCCAAGCAGCCCAGCACCAAAUUAAAGAGUUGCACAGAAGACUUCAGCAGAUGGAGAUACAGAACACCGGGCUGAACACUGAGAACAAUCACCUCAAAAAGAAUAUCUCUGCGCUUUUACGGACAGCCAGACAAGAGGUUAUGCGAAAGGAUGCUGUAAUACAAAGGCUGAACCAGGCGUCAGGGAAAGGUCACUGUCAUCAUUCUAGAGUGAAUAAUCUUCAUGAUCAAAACUUCUCCAGUCAGGCCCUCACUAUCUCCAUGAGUAGAACUCCAAAAUCUAAAACGCCCAGUCCUUCCAGGCAUUCUUCUCCUCCUCGAGCAUCAUCAUCAUCAAGGGAUAGUAGUCUUCCAAAGGUUCACCUUCGACCACCCAAAAGGGAAAAUAAUAGUCCUAACAACAAGGCCAGUGCCUCUUGCAUUGUGACAAGAGUCUCUUCUUAUAGCCAUUCCAAAGGUUCCUCAAGUGGACAUUGUCUAGUGCCUGACAAACGGAAUGAGCUUUCUAUCAGCAAUUCUGUCAUUAGUUCGACAACCCGGCAUCGAGGGUCAGAUAAGCACAAAACCAAAAACAGAGAGGAACAAUGUCAGAAACUUGAUACCCAAGACAGGAAGCACAGAACUAGUUCAGCUCAUAGGAACAGUUAUACCAUUGAAAAGGACAGGUCUCAUAAAUUAGACAAAGACACUAGAAGAAGACAUGACUCCAGGACGACAUGUAAAAGCAGGGACAGCAAAAAUGUAGAUGGAUAUUGCAGAUCGGAAAGGAGUAAAAGCCCUCCAAUAAAUAAUUUGCAUUCACAAGGUUCCUCGGAUGCCUGUAGAGGGAGAACUAGAGAAAGGAGACAUGAAAUACCCCGCCUUGAUUCUCCACAUUCAACUCGUCAUUGCUAUACGAAGGACUACAGUCGACAUUGUGGAAAAAUCAAGAUUACUGAUGAGCAUUCCAGUUCACAGAUGGAAAAUUCUGACUCAAAAGAACGGAAGAGAUCUUCAACAAAUCAGCAAGUAGAAAGCUGCGGUGAUUUUUCCAAAGAGAGGCAAUGGGAUAGGCUUUCAAAAACAUACCAGUGGAAGGGAGACAGACAACAUAAAGAAAUGACCAGUAGGCAGAGAAGGAAUACUACAUCUGAAAGAAGUAGACUAGAUGAAAAACAGCCAUCAGAAGAAUCCCACAAUGGCAAAUGCAAUGCCGUUAAUACAGAAAGACAAGGAAAAAUUGUGAAAACAUCAGUCAAGGAACCAGUGGAGGAAAAUAGUCAAAACAGGAAACUGUGCUUCAUGGAAACACUAAAUUUAACCCUCUCACCAAUUAAAAAGCCAGUACCCAACAACACCAGCCAGGGUGGACUCACUGACUUGAAUCACAUAUUUGAAGAAGGCCCAGAUGAUAGUUUGCAAGCUCAUAUGCACGUGAUUGAUCAAAUCGACGACAAUGAAUUACAUGCUAAUCUGGAAGAGUUGCCUCCAGAUUCUGUUGCAACUUCAGAAAAGUUGCGAGUGAAAGAUGUCCUGGAAAAAGACACAAGCCAUGGUGAAGCCCGUUUAGCUGGUCAGCAAGCAGAAGGCACUUCUGCCCAAACUAUUUCAUCCAGCCAAUCCUCAGAUUCAGCAGUGAAUUGCAUGGCUGCAGAUGACACACCUAAAGCACAAGAUAAUACUUCUCUAACAGAAAAAGAUGGGAACGAUGAGGCCAAAACAAAAUUGAGUCCAGACAGCCAAUUGGAUUCAUAUGAGCAACCAGAUGUAACUGGUUAUGGUAGUAGCAUAUUUGGAAACAUUAAAGGUAAACAGACAAGCAGCCUUUUACAAAAAGUAGACUGUGCAAGCAACAAAUAUCAGUGUAAUGCUGCUUCAUUUGAAAACAUUUCCAAAAGACAAAUUCCUGGCACCAUCUCUCUAGAUAAGGCGAUGGAAUAUGCAGGCACACCAAGGGAUCCAUUUCUCCCUGAAGACCGUAUCGAGACUAAUCCAGGAAGUCACCAAACUUAUCCCAUCACCCUACCUCGUGACUCUCAACCAGGAGCGAAUCAUCCUUCGUUUUCCAGUCCCCCCAAUGAGAAGGACGCAUGUUGUGCUCAUGAUGAUUUCAAAGAUGCAGAUGCUGUAUCCAGUACUAUAUGUCUGGAAUUGGUUCCUCAACAGGGCCUUAGUUUGCCUGAGACAAAGUAUGUUUUAGUGAAUAAGGAUAACAAUGGCAGCUCAAACAGUGCAGCUGACCCGAGCUCAUCCGCUGGCUGUAUUGGCGUGUCAAAGGUCAGCAGCACAACAGAAGAAAUUGCUCUCCUAAAAAGUGAUUGUGAAGUCUCUGUCACACCAAAGAAAAACCCUUGCGAAAAUAGCCAUGCAAAAAAGGUUGAGGCUUCCAGUUCAGUGCUGUUACUUCAUGAUGAGGACUCCAUGAUGCGCACACUUUGCCAUCUCGAGAGAAUCCCAGAUGCAAUCAGCCCUUUAAGGAGUCCAAUCCACCAAAUGAAGACCAGUCAUCUCGUUGUUCAUGGAAAGCCCGGGCAUGUCAAAAGCCUACAAAAAGAGUUCUCAAAUACAGCUGAUGAAGCCAACUCAAAGAAAUUGGACUUAAACAAAGAAAACAAAUAUCCAGCUUGUCCUUUAAAAUAUGGAAAAUUAUCAGAACUGCCGUCAAAUCUUUCUGACACUGAACGAGAGGAAGGGAACAUUUUAAGUGGUGGUGAGGAGUCGCAUACACCCCCUAAUGCAACCAAGAGCGUUAAGGUUGCAGAAAAACGCAGAAAUAAAGAAAAAGUUGUGGAGAGGAAAUCAGAAGCAAUGUGUUUUGCUUCAAAAGAAAUGACUACAACAGGAAGUGUAUCAACGCAAAGUCCAGGUAGUAAGAGCCGUUUUAAAACCGUUUGCCCAACAUCAGCCAAAGCUCCUUUUUCAACAAUAGAAGAAGUCAUGGAAAUGUUCACAUCGGUUCGCUUGGAAAUACGUAAAAAAUACAUGAAGCUUCACAAAACCUUUCCAAAGAAGAGUUUCUUUGGUGUAAUGGAGAAUUUCAGAGAGUCAUUUGUGGAAUGUGUGGAUGGAGCCCAUUUUGGUCAUAUAUGCUGUCAGGCAAUGGAGCUGAAAUCAAAGCUGAAAGUAAUAAUUGCAUCUGUGUUUAACAAAGUAGCAGACAAUGGUAUUGUAAAACGUAUCUUUGACCAACAAGCUGUUGAUCUGAAACAAAAGUUGUGGGUCUUUGUAGAUAAGCAAGUUGACUUCUUGCUCAAGGACAUUUAUAUGACACUGAAGAGCCUGUGUAGACCACCUACAACUGAAGAAAAGAUGUCCAGUGAAAGACUUUUAAGCUUGCCAAAUGGGAAAACACAAUCUCAACAAAAAGAUUCAAAAGGUACUCCAAGCACCCAGAAACAAAUGAAAUCCUUUGCUCCGCCUUAUGAAACAGGCCUUGGUAGCAGAGGCAAAGAUAUAAGAAUUACUCAUGCAGAAAAAGAAAACAAUUGUGCACAUACACAGAAUUAUGGCGAUACUUAUCCAGGAGUGGACUGUCUUUCUCCUAAAAAGCCUUUGGUGUCAGGGAAACUGAAAAUGGCUUCUUUGGUGGCCCCUCAAAGCACAUCUGUGCUUGACAAAAGUGACUUUGAACUACUCACAGAGCAGCAAACUACCAGUUUAACGUUCAACCUGGUAAGAGAUUCUCAAAUGGGAGAAAUAUUUAAGUGUCUCCUGCAAGGAUCGGACUUACUUGAAACCAGUGGAAUAACAGGAGAGAGCACAUCAUGGACUCUUGGUACUCCAAAGAAGAAUGGAGAAAGACUCAUCAGCAUUACAACUCCAAAUAAAUUCGACUCUCAGUCUACUUUUUUUUCCCCAACCAAAUUUGAUACUCCCUCCAAACUUAUCGCUACAUGGUCUAGUAUUUCACCUUGGGAGAUGUCACCACGGCCCAAAGAUCAGGUCAGACCAAACCCAGCUCUACUUGAUGAAAGCUGCUUAUUAGAGGUUCCAUCAGAGAAUCAAGCAACACCGCAGUCCAGCUUCUUGUCACAGAGGGAUUAUUCUAUUCUCACUGAAGAUCUAGCAGUGUCCCUUACUAUUCCAUCACCUCUCAAGUCUGACAGCCACCUGAGCUUUCUCCAACCGUCUGGCAUAACUACCGUAUCCACCCCAGACAGUGUCAUCAGUGCUCACAUUAGUGAGGAUGCUCUACUAGAUGGUGAAGAUGCUACUGAACAAGACAUUCAUCUGACCCUUGACACAGACAACUCUAGCCUUGAGUCUAGCAACAGUGUGGCCUCACAAGCAGCUGUGAAUACUUUUGUGUUGAAGCCAGAAUUGCCCAUGCAGGCACUAGUGAUGGAAAAGUCCAACGAUCAUUUCAUUGUGAAGAUUCGUCAGGGCACUAGACAGACAGAUACAAAUGAGAGCUUACGUCAAACACUAACAGAAAAAGAUCAUAAUGCAGAAGAUGUGGAAGCUCAGGAAAGCCAAGCAAAAUAUUUGUUCGACAAGAUUAAUAAACAUACUCAGCCUUGCAAUGUCAUGCCUGCAAAAUACCUCUCUGACCUUUCGGAAGACCCUGUAAUGUGUCAAGAUGAGACGAAUGCUGUUGGUUCAACAGAAGAUCAUUUGAGACUCAAAGAAGAACCUUCACACUCAGACCAUAUGCCAACUCACUCAAAAGCUCGUGUGACCGAGGACUUAAACAAUGUUGCUGAUUCUCCAAAAGCUAUUUUUAAAAUGACUCCUUCCAAGGGAACUUUUCUUCAAAGCUGUAACCUUUCAUUUGGGCAGAACAUCAAAGCAUCUCCUCUCUGUGUUACACUCCCGAAUGAUGAAAGCCCAAGUCCCACAUUCCACAUGGAGAAGCACAGUCCAAAUCCCCUGUGUCCAUCAGAAGCUAUUCCUUCUGAUUCACAGCCCAGUACUGUGCAAGGCAAUAGUGAAAGCUCAAAAACAAAUCAGAUAAGCCAUGUAGCUUCAAACCUUUCAGACUCGCAGAGUGAAAUGGAGACAUCAAGGUCAGACAAAAUGGCGGAGGACACAAGUAGAGAGACAGGACAAGACAAAAAGGAUUAUGAGAAAAGUAAAAAACGGAAAAAGCACCAUGAACAAUCAAAAGCAAAGCGUUCAAGAAAAGAUGACGAGAAACAUAUGGAACACCACGCACCCUUCAGCUUCAAAAAGGAUGUUGACUCAAAAUCCUUACCUUCAUCCCCAAAUAGUUUGUCUGCCAUGAACGUCGUCAAGAAAAAGGGAGCUUUGGUCAUAGCAUGGACCAGAGAUGAAGAUCGAGCCAUUCUUGUUGACCUGAAAACAAAAGGUGCUUCACGCAAAACAUUUGCUGCCUUGUCAGAUAAGCUGAAGAAACCAUCAGAGCAGGUUGCUCAGAGGUUUUACCAUCUUAUGAAGCUCUUCAAGAAGCAGGGAACUUUGAAUACCUGAUCAACCAAAGGUGUUUUUAUUUCGUGUUUUCCUUCAAAUAGUUAUUGAAGCAUUUAUAACAUACAAGAGUAACGUCAGUACAGGUAUGAGAUAUAUAUAUAUAUAUAUAUAUAUAUAUAUAUAUACAUGUUGUAGUUUUCAUACAGUAUAUCAGGCACAAGAAUGGUGACUUUUGUUAGGCAGCUAAAUUCAUUUACUCCAAGAUUGAUGACAACAACAAUCCCCCUUAAAGGCCUUAUCAUCGGACUGCAAUUUUCAGUGUUUAUCCUAUGGACAAUUUGAUGCAUGUAAACUGUCCCAAGUUUUUCAAGGACAAGAAGUGGAUAGCAUUUCUAUAGAAUGCAGACUUUCAAGAAUUACAGAUGUGAAAUUGUUAACCCUUGCAGUCAAAUGUGUUUUGGCAAUCCUCAUUGGAAUGCAUCACUGUUGAUCUUACAUGUGCACAAAUUCAUUUUUUUUCUUUUUUGUUUUCCAAUUGUUAACUAGUCUUGCUGAUGACAAGUUGCAAAAAUCUUUGUCUGAGUUGAUCCUGUUAUUGUGAGCUAGCAAUACCUCAAGAAAUUGUAAAUCUUUUAAAAAUAUUUGGUGUUUUAAUGCUUGUAAGACUGGUCUGUUUUUGAGGAUGGCGCAAAUCUAACCAAUACAUUUCCUCUUAUUUCAACCUAAAUGUUAUAUCUCCUAGACUGCAGUGACGUUUUGUUGGAUCAUUUUUCAUACAAGCAUGUUUGAUUCAACCUGUUUCAUAUUAAAACAUUGGAUUCAGUGUUGUGAAUAAUAUAUAUAGUUCUUAGGUCGAAAUAAAGUUUAAUUUAUUCUUGUGCGGGUUUUUAAUUUGCUGUUUAUUAAG
Molecule: messenger RNA, 10105 nt
Organism: Phycodurus eques (leafy seadragon)
Lineage: Eukaryota; Metazoa; Chordata; Actinopteri; Syngnathiformes; Syngnathidae
Gene: casp8ap2
Product: caspase 8 associated protein 2
Exons: 9
Coding region: 3775-9258 (1827 amino acids)
Biological process (GO): Fas signaling pathway; extrinsic apoptotic signaling pathway via death domain receptors
Cellular component (GO): PML body; mitochondrion
Molecular function (GO): transcription corepressor activity
Source: RefSeq, a predicted model, not a curated record